AUGGGGUUUCCUAAGAGAAGUAAAAGAAAGAACUCUUGGAAUUCACUUUCUCCGCUUGCUAGUAUUUCUCCCUUACCUUGGUUGUGUAUAGGAGAUUUCAAUUAUCUUCUUUAUGUGUCAGAUAAGAGGGGUGGUGCUGAGCAUCCUAUGAGUCUUUUAGAUGGUUUUCGUGAUACAAUUGAUCGUUCUACCCUUAUCGACAUUCCUCUAUGUGGGCAUCAGUUUACUUGGGAGAGGAGUCGGGGGUCAGAUAGGUGGAUUCAAGAAAGGCUUGGUAGGGCUAUGGCUACAAAAGAUUGGAUGAGCUUAUGGCCGAGGCAUAAACUUUUCAGUCUUGUUUCUACGGUAUCGGAUCAUUCCUCUGUUCUUCUAGUUCUGGAUUAUGGCAGUUGCUCUUAUGGUGAGAAGAGGUUCAGGUUUGAAAAUGCUUGGCUAGCUAACUCAAACAUCCAUCUUGUUGUUGAGGAGAGUUGGUCAGCUUCCCCUUCUUUUGAUCUCUUGUCGCAUAUAGAGAGGUGUGGUAAGGCUUUGCACGAGUGGGGAAGACGUUUAAAUGGGAAUCAGCUUAGUAGAAUUCAGAAUAGUAUGGAUGAAGAUUCGAUUGCUCAGUUUGUCACGUUGCAAAAUGAUCUCAAUUCUCUUAUUUCAUGA
This is a messenger RNA of Hevea brasiliensis (rubber tree), 651 nucleotides long. RefSeq lists its product as uncharacterized. The record is from RefSeq and is a predicted model, not a curated record. The coding region runs from base 1 to 651 and encodes 216 amino acids. NCBI's taxonomy places the organism in Eukaryota, Viridiplantae, Streptophyta, Magnoliopsida, Malpighiales, Euphorbiaceae. The transcript has a single exon.